AUGACACAACGGCCAAUCCUCAAGGAUGUGGCCAGCAGCCUCGUUGAGCUCAAGCUGGACAACAUGCGGGCAAGAUUCCGCCGUGGCGAUCUCACGAGCCUUCAGUUUCCGUUACCUUCGGGUGAGUUGCGCGUCGAUGACGAAUUCGGUGGUCACAUCGUCCUCUCCAGUGACACGUCAAGCCCGCUUUCCGAGGGAAAGCAGUACCUACAUGACAGCCUGCAAGCGCGAUCCGACGCUCUUCGGGACACAGUUCGUAUAAGGUCGAUCGAGUUCAUGCUGUCUCUACAUAAUUUCCUGGAUCAAGAGCUCCUCAAGCUUGGAGCAGGAUACCCACCGAGACCCCGAUCUCUCCACGACCCUAGUUGGCUAGAUGACAAGGUUCAGGCGGUUGCCCUAGCCAGACUAGAAACUCUCCACGCGUAUCCCCUCCUUGAUCAUGACAGCUUCAAGAUCGCGAUCGUUCAUCUCGGUGGAGAUGGCGCGACGGCUUUGGAAAUGCUGGUAUGGCCAAAUUGGGCCACUUUCGAGCCUUUCAUCGAGAACAUUGAACGCAUCCAUUCUCGGUCGACCCGUUCCAUCCACUGCUGGUCAACUACUCAACGAUUCUAUCUUCAUAUUGCUACCUUCGCCGCCAAAAACAGUCCCCAUCCCCCGAACAGGGGAAGUGCGAUGACUUACAAGGCAUGGCUUGAGGAACUUGACAAGAAGAAAGGCAAAUGGAUGUUUCGCACCUUCUACAACGCCGAGUCAAUAUUCCGCCCUGAGCUUUAG
Colletotrichum gloeosporioides is the source of this 774-nucleotide messenger RNA. RefSeq lists its product as uncharacterized. Lineage: Eukaryota; Fungi; Ascomycota; Sordariomycetes; Glomerellales; Glomerellaceae. The transcript is spliced from 2 exons. The record is from RefSeq and is a predicted model, not a curated record. Bases 1 to 774 code for a protein of 257 amino acids.